Fulvia fulva is the source of this 3672-nucleotide messenger RNA. RefSeq names its product Pre-mRNA-splicing factor rse1. Gene Ontology annotation, cellular component: nucleus; U2 snRNP. Lineage: Eukaryota; Fungi; Ascomycota; Dothideomycetes; Mycosphaerellales; Mycosphaerellaceae. Gene Ontology annotation, biological process: mRNA splicing, via spliceosome. Bases 1 to 3672 code for a protein of 1223 amino acids. The transcript has a single exon. Gene Ontology annotation, molecular function: protein binding; U2 snRNA binding. The record is from RefSeq and is a predicted model, not a curated record.
AUGGCCAACGUGCAGCAGACACAAGCCUUCUAUGGCCUAACCCUCGAACAAGCCUCGGCGCCGACAUCCGCCAUCCUCUGCAAUGCGAUCCCAGGAUUGAAGACGGCCGACCAGCAAAUCUUCGAAGCUCGAGGCCAGCACAUUUCACUGCAUCGCAUCACCGAAAGCGCAGAUCGCACUGAGCGCACAGUGACGACGGUACUUGAUCAGGAUGUCUUUGGCAUCGUACGUGGCGUGACAGCCUUCCGCAUUCCGGGAACAUCGACAGAUCAACUUAUUGUCUCUUCAGACUCCGGCAGAGUGUCCGUCAUAAACUACGACGCCGAGCAGAACCGCUUCAACAAAGUCCACCUCGAGACAUAUGGCAAGUCGGGUGUUAGGCGGACGAUACCGGGGCAGUACCUCGCCAGCGACACACGAGGACGAUGUAUCAUGCUGGCGAGCGCCGAGAAGAACAAGGUCGUGUACAUGAUGAAUCGCAAUGCAGACGGCACAAUACAGAUCAGCAGUCCACAUGAGGCAAACCAGUGGGGCAGUCUAUGUUUUGCAGUUUGCGCGCUGGACACUGGUUGGGAGCCGCCAGUCUUUGCCGCCCUGGAGGUGGACUACACAGAGGCGGAGAGCGACCCGACAGGCACAAUGUACGAGAAGCGGGAGAAGCAGCUGGUAUACUACACUGUCGAUCUUGGUCUGAACCAUGUUGUAAAGAGCUGGAGCGACACGGUGGACUACACUGCGAACAUGAUCUUUGGUGUACCUGGUGGGCAGGAUGGACCAUCUGGUGUGUUGGUGUGCGCUGAGGAUCGCAUCUACUACAGACACGACAAGCACGCUUCUCUCAGCAUACCGAUCCCGCGACGGAAAGGUCCGACAGAAGACCCGAACAGAAAGAGAAUCAUCGUUGCUGGCUGCCUGCAUCUAGCAAAGACACGACACGAGUUCUUCUUCCUCUUGCAGACAGAAGAUGGCGACGUUUUCAAGCUCAGCAUGGCCAUGGAGGAAGACGCUCAAGGCCGAACCACAGCAAAUCCGGAGCGCAUCAUCUUGAAGUACUACGACACAUUCCCGGUGGCAAGGCAGAUGCUGCUACACAAGAAGGGCUACCUGUACAUCGCCACCGAAAACGGCAACAGCCAACUCUUUCACAUCGAUGAUCUGGCAGACGACCUGGAGUUCGAGCCACACAACACAUUCACGUCUGACGACGUCUCACCUGAUCCAGGAGACAGCUACGAACCAUUAUACUUCCAACCUCGCGAACUUACCAUGACCCACUUGGCUGUCGAUAUCCCAGGACUGCAUCCUCUGUUGAAGACAAAGGUCGACAACCUCACAAACGAAGAUGCGCCACAAGUCUACGCGAUACAAGGAACUGGUAACAAGAGUCAAUUCAAGACGAUCAGGCAUGGUCUGGAUGUCGAGGUCCUCAUCAACAAUAGUAUGGGUAAUGUGCCGUACGACAACAUCUGGACCUUCAAACAUCGGUCGAGCGACGAGCACCACAAGUAUCUUCUGUUGAGCAGCAGCUAUGGUGAUCUCACUAUCGCCUGCUCGAUUGGAGAUUCUGUCGAACAAAUCGAAAGCUCGCCUUUCCUGGAGAACCGUGCGACUGUACAUGCACAGCAGAUGGGUGAUGCCACAUUAGUGCAGGUACACGCACGCGGUAUUCGAAGUAUACUCGAGUCCGGCGCCCACAACGAGUGGCAAUCACCCGCGCAUCGCACUGUCGUCGUGGCUUCGGCAAACGAGCGACAACUUCUGCUGGCUUUGAGCUCCGCCGAACUAGCCUUCUUCUUUAUGGGCGACGAUGGCAUUCUGAACCAGCUUGAGGAAAUGCCCGAAAUGAGCGGCAAGAUCACAGCACUCUCGGUCGGUCAAACACCGCGGGGACGACAACAAGCGAAAUAUGCUGUUGUCGGAUGUGAUGACUGCACUAUUCGUGUCUUGAGCAUCGAGCUCGAUUCGCCGUUAGAGCCACGCAGUGUGCAAGCUCUAUCGGCCAUACCGACCUCACUCGAAGUCGUCGAGAUGCUGGACCCUGCGUCAAAUACAACAGUCAACGUCGUGCACAUUGGUCUACAAUCAGGUCUGUACCUGCGAGCCGUCAUCGACGAGACCACUGGUGAGCUCGGCGACGUGCGAACGAAGUUCCUUGGUACUCAGCCGCCGCGACUCUGCCCUGUCGAGGUCAACGACCAAGAUUGCAUCUUGGCCUGCUCAAGUCGUCCUUGGCUGGGCUUCAACCACCCACAAACCGACCUCUACACCGUCACUCCGCUCAUCACAGAACCUAUCAACGCCGCACGAUCAUUCAUCAGCCCUGAUCUGAGCGGUCUCUGCGCCAUUCAAGGCUCAUCACUUCUCAUCUUCACAGUCCCAUCGAUAGAGGGACGAUUAUCACACAGCACAAUCGAUUUGGCGUACACACCCCGAUCCAUGACCCGCAACCCGUGGUAUCCAGUAUGGUACGUCGCUCAAAGUGACGGCAAUGCACUUUCCAAGGCCACUCGAGAUCAGCUUCGGGGCAAGGCCAUCGAUGACGACGACGAGGCGACAGCACUCGAGAAGCACCUGGGCCUGCCUCGCGGCGCGCAGCAUUGGGCUUCGUGUAUACAGGCUGUGGACCCGGUGACAAAGAAUGCUGUCGUAUCCACUGUCGAGCUUGCCGAGAACGAGGCAGCACUGUGCUGUACCUGUGUCGCAUUCGAAUCGAGGGACUGGGAAGUUUAUCUUGCGGUCGGUACUGGCCAACACAUGCAGCCCGGCACUGGCGUCCAGGCUGUUGGUUAUGUUCACAUCUACAAGCUAGUCGAAGACGGCACCAAGCUCGAGUUCGUCCACAAGACAAAGUUCGACCAGCCAGUCUACACCGUUCUGGCCUUUAACGGUCGCCUCGCUCUAGGUGUCGGAAACGAGCUCUUCAUCUACGACAUGGGCAUCAAAGCCAUGCUCCGCAAAGCCCGUGGCCAAGCAGUCCCCAACCAAAUCGUCAGCCUCGAAGCCCAAGGCAACCGCAUCGUAUGCGGAGACGUCAGCGAAGGCAUCACAUACGUCGUUUACAAGCCCAAAUUCAACCGCAUGAUCCCCUUCGUCGACGACGUCGUACAACGAUGGACCACCUGCACCACCAUGGUCGACUACGAAACCGCAGCAGGAGGCGACAAAUUCGGUAACCUCUGGGUCGUGCGCUGUCCCGAACAGCCCAGCCAGGAAGCCGACGAAGAAGGUGCCGGCGGCUUCAUCAUGAACGAGCGCAGCUACCUCAACGGCGCACCCUACCGUCUCGAUCUCCGCGCCCAUUACUUCUGCCAAGACAUCCCGACAAGCAUGCAGCGCACCGCCCUCGUCGCCGGAGGCCAAGAAGUCUUGUUCUGGUCCGGUCUGCAGGGCACACUCGGCAUGCUCGUCCCCUUCGUCACACGUGAAGACGUCGAGUUCUUCACGCAGCUGGAACAGCAAAUGCGCGCUGAAGACCCUCCGUUGGCGGGACGGGAUCAUUUGAUGUAUAGAUCCUACUACGUGCCUGUGAAGGGUGUGAUUGAUGGUGAUCUCUGCGAGCGGUUCAUGCAUCUGAGCUAUGAUAGUAAGCAGAAGAUUGCCGCGGAGGUGGAUCGAGGGGUCAAGGAGAUUGAGAAGAAGAUUCAGGAGAUGAGGACGAGGGUUGCGUUUUAG